Notolabrus celidotus (New Zealand spotty) is the source of this 4142-nucleotide messenger RNA. It is a transcript of the gene asphd2, whose product is annotated as aspartate beta-hydroxylase domain containing 2. The record is from RefSeq and is a predicted model, not a curated record. The transcript is spliced from 4 exons. Lineage: Eukaryota; Metazoa; Chordata; Actinopteri; Labriformes; Labridae. Bases 663 to 1772 code for a protein of 369 amino acids.
AUUCCUCUGGGCGCUUGACGCUGGGUGGCUUCCCUUGUGGAGCUUUAGUAUUUACAACAAUAUUAUCAGAAGCCUGCCCGGUGCUGCUGUCCAUCACGGACAGACAGGGAGACAGUCGAUCGGUGAGACACCUUUAGUAUGUUUUUCAGGUGUGAGGCGCGUGACGCUUCCAGUUUGGACUUCUUCUGAGUAUUUUGGAGACAUUUCCUAUAAUGUUGGCGACUGAUAUCCGUCUACCGUGUGCACUGCAGUGGUGCGCAGCUUCGCCUGGAGAAACACCUGUGCGCCUCUCCAAUGGCCCCAGUCAUGAAUGUUGAGUAGACAACAGAUUACCCUAAGGCACGGUGACUGUCUGCAUUUGUGUAAAAGAGCAAGGGAGGGAGCAGCACAAAUACCGCACAGCCACACAUCAUGCAAGGAGAAACCUUCCCUCGCUGCAGAGUGCUGAAAUGUUAGCACAGAAGAGCAAGAGUGUCAGAUCAAAUCAGCAGACUGUGUACAUUAGGGGCGGCUAUAAGAGCUGCCUGACACCAGACUCCCUAACGCCCUGCGUGUGGUUUAAGGCCCCUUUCAAUCACGAUCGAGAGGAGACGCGUUAACUGAUCUCUCAUCAGCACUUUUCUGUUUUUCUGUCAGAUUCAGCACUCCCGCAGCAAGCAGAGAUGGAGUGGUCACUAGAGAAUGUGAGGGAGAUGGUGGCAGGAGGGAUGCAGUCUAUAAGGGAGUGUGAGGUCUGUGCUUUUGCCAUAGGCAUGUGUGUGCUGCUGCUGUUUAUGUGGUAUUGUUACAGGGUGGGCCGGGAGCAUGGGUCCAGCCCUCUGCGUGGGAGGUAUCUGUCAGGGUCCAGCCGGAUCGGAGGGGUGGUGGGGGGUUUCAUGAGUUCAGACUGCCGAGGCAGGGGCAAAGGGAAGCAUGGCUCACUGCUGGAAGAGCAGAAUGGCUUUGCCUUCUGUCAGUCGCCAGAGUGCUUUAGAUGUACCAGUGCAGGAGAGAGUCUGAACCAGAGGCUCUACCACAGCCUGCAGGAUUAUGCCAAGCGCUACACCUGGUCAGGUAUGGGCCGGGUGCACAAAGGAGUCAGAGAUCAAGGCAGAUACCUGAACAGCCGACCCACCAUCCAGCGGCCAGAGGUCUUCUUCCUCCCAGACCUGCCGUCAGCCCCUUUCUUCUCCAGAGAGAUCCAGAGGCAUGACGUGGAGCUGCUGGAGCAGAGCUUCCCAGCCCUCCUGGCUGAGUUUGAGAGCAUCUACCACCAGCCUCCAGCCCGAAGCGGCUCCUCCCUCCCCCCUGGGUGGAAAUCAAACAGCACUCCUCGGGGGCAGUGGUGGACCUACUACCUGGUCAACCAAGGCACCCCUCUGGUUCUCAACGUGAGGCGGUGUCCCCGGGCCUGGAGGGUGCUGGGCCAACUGCGCACCUUCAUCGCCAACAACGUGUUCGGGAACGCCUGCUUCUCUGUGCUGACGCCUGGAGCUCUCAUAUCCGAGCAUUACGGUCCAACAAAUGUCAGGCUGCGCUGCCACCUGGGUCUCAGAGUGCCCCCUUCCUGUGAGCUUGUGGUUGGUGGAGAACCACAGUGCUGGUCUGAGGGCAGCUGUCUGCUUUUCGAUGACUCCUUCCUCCACAGGGCCUUCCAUGAGGGUGGUGCAGAGGACGGCCCCAGAGUGGUAUUCAUGGUUGACCUCUGGCACCCCAAUGUGGCCGCUGCUGAGAGACAAGCCUUGGAUUACAUUUUUACUCCCGGCCGCUUGGAAGACAAGGACGGGAAAUAGGAGUGAGUGAGAGAAACCAUGUCUGACCAAGAGACGGAUUGGAUUUAGGGAUGUGUUUGUAGGAUUGGGGAGCAACUCUUUUUCUGCCUCCUGACCAGCUUUCAUAUUCACUGUGUACAUAUUCUCCGUCUUGUACAAUAUCUCUCACAACUCUAAUAGCUGGUGAUCAAACAUUGGGCCUCUUUUAUUAGACAUGUGUUUGUCUGCUUAGUUGUGAUAGAAUAGCUACACUUGGAAAUGCUUACCGUGGAGGUGCCCGAUUGUUCAUGCAGCCAGUUUAGUGAGUUAGAUUUAUACCAUGGUUUAGAAAUUUAGCCUAACUGUUGUUACUGUAAUGGUUUAAAGUAAAUCAAAAAUCUGCAUCAUUGCUAAAACUUGAUGAAUUAAUCCUCUGUGUUUUUUCAAGCAGAAAAUAUUUGCUUAUGCCUCCUUCUUAAAUGUAAGCAUUAACAGAUUUUUGUCAUUGUGUUAACAAAAGAUCUUUGUGACACCUUAUAAAUUGCACAUUUAUAGAUCAAUCUAAAAAAUGAAUUGGUGAACAAAAAAACAGAACCACGAGUUGCAGACCGAACUUGCAGAUAGAUUUCCAUUCCCCCCUUCCUUUUGGCCACCUUCUGAACUAUGUUUCUCUGUUAACAGCUAAUAUAAGUCUUCAUGUGCUUUGAAACUAUGUAACAGUAUAAUGAUGGAGAGCAGAGUAUACUAAGAAUAUGACAAAUGACUCCUGCAUGCAAGACAACAUUGGUUGUCUUAUGCUUCAGAGCAUUCAAGGUUCCAUAGGGAAGCCAAUUUGAUUCCCAUAACAUGAGCUGAGGUCAUUGAGGAGGCAUUCAUGUCUCUGCCAGGCAUGAAGAGAAACAUGAUGCAAUAGCUAUAUGUAUGAUGUAUUGCUAGUAUUACUUUAUGCUCAACAUCUUACAAGUAUCACUACAUCACCACCUUUUUAUGCUAUUGACUCUCUUUUCCACAAGGGCUAAGAAAUCAGAUCAUUCAACUAUUACUCACCAGACCCAAUCAUACCCCAGUCAUGCUUGACAUGAUGUCAGUUUGUUUGCAAACUUAAACUGCCCUCUUUCAAUUUUAAGACCCGCUUUCAGCUGUCUGAUGGAGUUCAAAUGUGUAUAGAAAUGUCUUUCCUGCAAAUUGACAAACCUCUAGGGAUUGUAGUUCUUGUUUACGUUGAAUCAGAGCUGAAUCAAAGCUACAUGGCAGGUUGAUCUCAGGCCUCCCUCCAAAGCCCACACAAAGCCAAGAAUGAGAGCCAUAGUUGCAUUCUAGCUUUAUUGUUACAGAAUCAAUACUGAUAGGUAAACAAACGCUGUAUCAUUCUGUAAUCAUAAUUUAAGCUGUUUUACCUGUAGCAUGCACAAAUUGGCUUCUAUGACAGAAACAGCUGAUUUGAUCAGAGUAAGUAAAUUCACAGUCUGCAGACAGAGUAAUAAAAGCAUUAACCAGAGUAGUCGUGAAUUCAUGCAUUUCUCAUCCAUAAUCGAAAAGACAACUAAACAGAUGUAUCCACGUGUGUUUUGAUAACUGAGGUCCAAUGUUGAUCAUGACAUGAAUGUUUACAGACGCAGCUGAUAUCUGUUAUGACUCCUGCUGGUGUGGUAGUUUAUUGUGCUCCCCUUUCAAAAAACAAUCCUGCUUUCGCGAGACAUGGUUAGAAAAGCACAUUUUAGGUCCAAUAGUAUGAGUCGGACUGUGCUGUAACACUGGAGACAAAGCGUUUUUGGUAAAUUUACUAAACUCUUGUUAUUUGGUUGCAUUUGAUAUCAGGUUUGUAUUUCUGUAUAUAGGGUAGAGGUUAAAAAAAGAACGGUCUGAGAUGUUUUGAAUUGAUUGUCUUUAAUGCUAUGAUAUUGUGUGGUCUUGAUUUGCAGCUACAGAGAGUGCAUUUCUGAAAAAAGCCAACCAUGAACUCAUUUUGAUAGGUUGAAAUUUGUAGAUUCUGUAAAAUGUUUAUGAAGUACUAUCUCUGUUGUUCUGUGAUGUAUUUCCUUUUAGUUUUGCAGCGCCACACAGUGCACAGUGUAAACGGUAAUGCAAAUUAAUCUUCUACAGCUUUACAGGUCCAUCGCAAUUCCAGAUACCAUCCAUUCAAUUCUAAUGUUUACAAAAGUAUGAUUAUUUACAAGCUGUUUACAUCGGACGAGACUGACACUCACAUUGAGCUGUCCUUAAUUAGGUUUAAAAUCAAGAGUGCUGUUAAGAGAAUGAAUCAUUCCCAAAGCAUUUGCUUUAUAUGCACAGUACAUGGUGGGGCUACCAUUUUGUUUACAUUUGAAUGAAGAUUUGUCCUUUAACACAUUCUCGUGUGGAUUUUGAACAGUAUUUCUGUACAUUUAAUAAAUGGACUAGUAUCUUAUUUAA